GCGGCCCCGGAGCCGCCCCGAGGGCCGCGGCGCGCUGCUUCCUGGGGGUCUCCACCCCCGCCCUCCCGACGGCCCCCCUCUCAAAUAGAAGGGCCCAGAGCCUGGCGCCCCCGCAGCGUGCAGGCCGAGCGAGCGGGGCUUCCCAACGGGCCCAGGGGCGCAGGAACUUGCCCCUUGUGCGACCCCCAGGAUGGUGUGGUGGUGAAAUGGAGGGGGGUGUCGAGCUGCGCGCCCCACGUGGAGAGGUGGGGCGCCAUCCUGCGGCGCCGAGAGAUGGGAAACUCUUGUCUAGUGAUGUGACUCAUUAUAUGAUCCCAGAUUGGAAAGUUGUUCAAGAUUACCUGGAGAUCCUUGAGUUCCCAGAGUUGAAGGGAAUUAUUUUCAUGCAGACGGCUUGUCAAACGUUGCAGCAUCAAAGAGGCCGCAGACAGUAUAACAAAUUGCGACAUCUCUUGAAGGAUGCGCGUCAUGACUGCGUUCUCUUUGCUAAUGAGUUCCAGCAGCAGUGCUAUCACCCUCGAGAGAGAGGAGAAUCCAUGGAGAAGUGGCAGACCAGGAGCAUAUACCGCGCCGCCGUGUGGUACUAUCACCACUGCCAGGAUAAGAUGCCCAUCGUCAUGGUGACAGAAGACGAAGAGGCAGUCCAGCAGUACGGAAGUGAAACAGAAGGAGUGUUUGUGAUUUCCUUCAAGAAUUACCUGGACAAUUUUUGGCCUGACUUAAAGGCCGCCCACGAGCUCUGUGACUCUAUCCUUCAGUCUCGACGGGAAAGAGAGAAUGAGAGUCAGGAGAGCCACGGGAAGGAGUACACAGAACACCUUCCCCUGGAAGUGUUAGAAGCCGGCAUUAAAUCUGGACGCUACAUCCAGGGAGUCCUGAAUGUCAACAAACACAGGGCACAAAUAGAAGCUUUCGUUCGACUUCAAGGAGCCAGCUGUAAAGAUUCAGGUUUAGUCAGUGACAUCCUUGUCCACGGGAUGAAGGCUCGAAAUCGCUCGAUUCAUGGAGAUGUGGUAGUUGUGGAACUCCUGCCUAAAAAUGAAUGGAAAGGAAGAACGGCUGCCCUAUGUGAGAAUGACAGUGAUGACAAGGCCUUGGGAGACCCCCCGAGUGAACCCAUGCCCACAGGCAAAGUGGUGGGCAUCCUUCAGAAGAACUGGCGGGAUUACGUGGUGACAUUUCCAUCCAAAGAAGAGGUCCAGUCUCAGGGCAAAAAUGCUCAGAAAAUCCUAGUUACACCUUGGGAUAACAGAAUUCCCAAAAUCCGCAUCAGCACUCAGCAGACGGAAGCGCUCCAGGACUUCCGGGUGGUUGUGCGCAUCGAUUCCUGGGAGUCGACAUCCCUAUACCCAAAUGGACAUUUUGUGCGUGUUUUAGGCAGAAUCGGGGACCUGGAAGGGGAAAUUGCGACCAUCCUGGUGGAAAACAGCAUUUCGGUUGUCCCUUUCUCCGAAGCUCAGAUGUGUGAAAUGCCAGUCAACACACCAGAAAAUCCCUGGAAAGUGAGUCCAGAAGAGGAACGGGAACGGAAAGACUUGAGGGAAACCCAUCUCGUGUUCAGCAUUGACCCAAAAGGCUGUGAAGAUGUGGACGACACGCUCUCAGUCAGAACCUUAGCUAACGGCAACUUGGAACUCGGGGUCCACAUUGCAGACGUAACGCACUUUGUGCCACCAAAUUCUUACAUCGACAUCGAAGCUAGGACAAGGGCCAUCACUUACUAUUUAGCGGACCGUCGCUAUGACAUGCUGCCCUCCAUCCUCAGUGCUGAUCUGUGCUCCCUUCUGGGAGGCGUUGAUAGGUAUGCCGUAAGUGUCAUAUGGGAAUUGGAUAAAACCUCCUAUGAAAUUAAGACAGUGUGGUACGGCAGAACCAUUAUUCGAUCAGCAUACAAACUGUUUUAUGAAGCAGCCCAGGAACUGCUGGACGGAAACUUCCACAUUGUUGAUGAUAUUCCAGAAUUCAGAGACUUGGAUGAGAAGAGCAGACAAGCCAAGCUAGAGGAGUUGGUGUGGGCCAUUGGAAAGUUGACUGAAAUAGCGCGCCACAUCCGGGCUAAGCGAGACCGUUGCGGGGCCCUGGAAUUAGAGGGGGUAGAGAUUCGUGUUCAGCUGGAUGAAAAAAAGAACAUCCAUGACCUCAUCCCCAGGCAGCCCCUGGAAGUCCACGAGACGGUGGCUGAAUGCAUGAUCUUGGCCAACCACUGGGUAGCCAAGAAGAUCUGGGAGAGUUUCCCUCAUCAGGCCUUGUUGCGCCAACACCCUCCUCCACAGCAGGAGUUUUUUUCUGAACUGCGAGAAUGUGCUAAAGCAAAAGGCUUCUUCAUAGAUACACGGUCCAAUAAAACACUGGCUGAUUCUCUGGAUAAUGCGAAUGACCCCAACGAUCCCAUCGUAAACAGACUGCUGCGAUCCAUGGCCACGCAGGCCAUGUCUAACGCACUGUAUUUCUCUACUGGGUCGUGUGCGGAGGAAGAGUUCCAUCAUUAUGGCCUUGCAUUAGAUAAAUAUACUCACUUUACAUCUCCGAUAAGAAGAUACUCAGAUAUCGUAGUACACCGAUUGCUGAUGGCAGCCAUUUCAAAAGAUAAGAAAAUGGAAAUUAAGGACAAUUUGCUCAGCAGCAAAGAUCUUGAGGAAUUAUGCAGACAUAUCAACAACAGAAACCGAGCAGCCCAGCAUUCUCAGAAGCAAUCUAUGGAGCUCUUCCAGUGCAUGUAUUUUAAAGACAAAGACCCAGAGAAUGAGGCACGUUGCAUAUCUGAUGGGGUUAUAUAUUCAAUUAGAACAAAUGGCGUACUCGUAUUUAUACCAAGGUUUGGAAUUAAAGGUGCCGCUUAUCUAAGAAAUAAAGAUGGUUUGGUGAUCUCGUGUGGCUCAGACAGCCGUUCUGAAUGGAAACCAGGAUCUCUUCAACGAUUUCAAAACAAAAUCACCUCUACCACAACAGGCGGGGAGUCUGUUACGUUCCAUUUGUUUGACCAUGUAACAGUGAGAAUAUCCGCACAGGCCUCCCGUUGCCAUUCUGAUACAAUCAGGCUUGAAAUAAUAAGCAAUAAACCAUACCUGAUACCUGAUAAAGAACUUUUUCAUCAGAGUUCCCUCUUGUUAAAGAGUGAUUUAGUGAAGGAAGUAACUAGAUCUGUGGAGGAGGCUCAGCUUGCUCAAGAAGUCAAAGUAAACGUCAUUCAGGAAGAUUAUCAGAAAUACUGUCAAACAAAGGGAAGAAGCCUAUACACACUCCUGGAGGAGAUAAGGGACCUAGCUCUCCUGGAUGUGUCCAACAGUUAUGGAAUGUGAAAUACUUUUUGCUUCAUUAAAAGAACUGUUUUGUGAA
Messenger RNA from Neogale vison (American mink), 3336 nucleotides. It is a transcript of the gene DIS3L, whose product is annotated as DIS3 like exosome 3'-5' exoribonuclease. Gene Ontology annotation, cellular component: cytoplasmic exosome (RNase complex). Gene Ontology annotation, molecular function: RNA binding; 3'-5'-RNA exonuclease activity. Lineage: Eukaryota; Metazoa; Chordata; Mammalia; Carnivora; Mustelidae. Gene Ontology annotation, biological process: rRNA catabolic process. The transcript has 17 exons. The coding region runs from base 207 to 3299 and encodes 1030 amino acids. The record is from RefSeq and is a predicted model, not a curated record.